Molecule: messenger RNA, 3002 nt
Organism: Lineus longissimus
Lineage: Eukaryota; Metazoa; Nemertea; Pilidiophora; Heteronemertea; Lineidae
Product: serine palmitoyltransferase 1-like
Exons: 12
Coding region: 27-1454 (475 amino acids)
Biological process (GO): sphingosine biosynthetic process; ceramide biosynthetic process
Cellular component (GO): endoplasmic reticulum
Molecular function (GO): pyridoxal phosphate binding; serine C-palmitoyltransferase activity
Source: RefSeq, a predicted model, not a curated record
UGCAAAGGGAGAAACCAGAAGUGAAGAUGACCUACAUUCCAGCCACUUGGAACAUUUCAGAGCUUGUUCAGGGCAUUUAUCAGGCUCCCAUAUAUCACUCAUUAUUCGAAGUUCUCCUCAUUAUAUGGAUCAUCAGACUUCUCUUCGUCAAGAGCUCAAAGCCGCACCGGUCUGAACUCUCGGAACAGGAAAAGGAGGAACUGAUACAAGAAUGGAAACCACAACCUCUUGUGCCUGACACGCCAGAAGAUGAUCCAGGAUUACAGGCUUUCAUCGGAAAUAACGUCACCAGUAAAAUUGCCAAGCUUGUAACCAUAAAUGGUGAGGAGUAUUUGAAUAUGGCCUCGAUGAAUUUCUUGAACAUGAUCGGAGACCAAGACAUUGAGAAUGCUGCCGUCCAGUGCAUUGGAAAGUAUGGCGUUGGCUCCUGUGGGCCACGAGGAUUUUAUGGAACUGUUGAUGUGCACCUUGAGCUUGAAGAAGAACUUGCCAGGUUCAUGGAAUGUGAAGAAGCUGCUCUAUAUUCCUAUGGGUUUGCCACCAUUGCCAGUGCCAUUCCUGCCUAUUCUAAGAGAACCGAUGUGAUAUUUUGUGAUGAGGGUGUAUCAUUUGCCAUCCAGAAAGGCCUUCAGGCUUCGAGGAGUAAGCUGAUGUUCUUCAAGCACAACGACAUGGAUGACUUGGAGAGAUUGCUCAAGGAACAGGAGAGAGACGACAUAAAAAUUCCAAAGAAAGCUGGUGCCACGAGAAGAUUCCUCGUCGUUGAGGGUUUAUACGUCAACUUUGGUGAUAUCUGCCCAUUGAAGAAGCUAGUCGAUUUCAAAUACAAGUACAAAGUCAGGUUAUUUAUAGAUGAGAGCAUAUCGUUUGGUGUUCUUGGUGCCACUGGGAAAGGAGUCACAGAACACUUCGGUGUCGACGUGAAUGAUAUUGAUUUGAUCACGGCAAGCCUUGAGUACUCUCUUGGGUCAAUAGGGGGCUUUGCUAUCGGCAGCAAGUUUGUGGUUGAUCAUCAGAGAUUGUCAGGGCUCGGAUACUGUUUCUCCGCGUCCCUCCCUCCAAUGCUGGCCGUGGCUGCCAAAGAAGCCCUUCACAAGAUGGAGAACAAUCCAAGCAUCCUGGAGAAUCUGCGCCAAAAAUGCCAGAGCCUCUAUGAUCAACUUGCCAAUUUGAACGGCCUGGAGAUUACAGGUGAUUCAAUGUCACCAAUCCUACACCUACGCCUGGCCAAGCCUUGCCAGGAAAGGAAGGACAGCCUGGCUAAGCUACAGCAAAUAGUUGACAAGGUACGCGAGAGUAGUGUAAUUCUGACCGUUGCCAGGUAUCUUGAUCAAGAAGAACUCUUCCUUCCACCACCGAGUGUCCGCCUUGCCGUCAACUGUGAUCUCUCCGACAGCGAGGUCGGCAAAGUCGUGGAAGGACUGAAGAGAGCUUGUCACGAAGUCUUUGCAUAGUUGCUUCAGGAAGGGAGUGUUUUUGUAUCAAAUAUUUCAUAUCAUUGACUAUGAUUUUCUAAUAACUGCUGAUGUGUAUUCUUUGGAAUGUACUCUUGAGUUAUCCGAGGAGGAUUUAGCUGCAUACUGGAGGCGCUGAUAUGUUAGUUUCUGGCGAUCAUCAAAAUGUCGAGACUUUUUCUGGAGUGACCAACAGUCGUACAGAUCCUGUUGUCAGGUUAGCCUCUUAUUCACGUCGAUCGCAAGGAAAAAUGUCUGUUUAGACAAUAGACAACCUGCGAAAAUAAAAUGUCGGCCAUUUUGAAAAGGCCUUUUCACAGGCAACGUAUGUUUACCAUGGCAUAAAAGUAACAAUAGACAAGCUUAUUCAAGCAAUUUACUAGAAGUUGUCCAUGUCUUCCAAUGUUCAUGAUAUUUUGAAUGCUUUUAGUGAGGAUUUGAUUUACAACGUGACUUUUAUGUCAUGGUUAACGAACGCUGCCUGUGAAAAGGCCUUUUCAAAAUGGCCGAAAUUUAUUUCGGUAAACCGUCUAUACCAAAACUGCCAAUAUUCCAUGGCUGUUGUGGUCGCAGGUUUCCUAAAUGAGGCGUUCUAACAAGCUUGCUUGUGUUGUUAGGCGCUGCGCAAACAAGCAAUUUAUAUCGCUGCAACCUGUGAUUAUAUGCGACGGAAAAGAUAUCUCCUCUGUGGGUGUAACCAGUAGCCGCUGGCUUUGAUCACUGCAGUCAGAUUCUUGUUAUUGUCACUAACCACUGCAAACAUACGAUUUUUGUCACGUGGAUCAUGAUCACUGGUCGCAGUAGUUUAUUGCCGAUUUGCAGAGCACUUCAAGAGAAUCCCGAGAUUGUUUGUGUCCCUGCAUGCUGAAGGGCACACGUUUGUAGGGUAAACAUCAACAAUUUUGGUGAAUUGAACUACAAACCUGCACAUAUUGUAACCAAAUCGGUCCUGACCUGUCUUACCUUAUGCCUGCACCUGUACUUUAUUUAUGUCUGUUUUGAAGGAAGGAUAGUGUCUUAUGCCUGUUUAUGAGAUGGCAGUAUUUAUAUUCUGAAGAGGAGAACAGUGUGAGCCUGGGAAACUCCCUACAUCUGCCGUCUUGUGGGUUUCCAGGCCAAACACAAAUCCCUCAUGUUUUCACUCGAAGAUAGCACUCGUGAGAUUUUCCUAUUGUUCGUGUAUGGACUUGGUGAAUGAUGAAAAGUUGAAUAUGGCGUUGUAAGUGGGCCAUGCUAUCAACGAAGUCAUUUUGUCUGGAAAAUAAAGCACUUUUUGUAGACCACUUUCUGUUGUUCUCUCAGGAGCCACCCUGGCUAGACGUAUAGACCAGACUCCUGCCCAAUCGCGUAACUUACAUGUUGUUGUUCCGUGACUGCCAAUAGAGGCCGCCAUUUCGGAAUCCGCAAUUCAAGGGUUCAUGAACACAGAUCACAGGCACAUGAAGAUACCAGAAUCAUAGCGAUCAAUUGGCCCAGAAUUAACAGAUAAGCACAAUCUUUAAUAUUCUACACAUAUUAUUCUUUUAUAUCCAGGUUUUGUGCAUGUUU